GUUUCCUAUACGAUAACUGGAUUUGGCAAUCACGAUGGACAGUACACAAUGGGCAAAAAAAGGUCACGACUAGAGCGGCGCGGUCUUGGACUCGACGAUUCAGUGACUAAGUCCGGGAUGCCGUGGAUUCCCCAACAUUGUAUGGACUGGAGUGGUGGACACAUCGCCAUAGAGACCCUUGUUCAGAUCUACCUACCCCGGAAUCCUGUUCAUAACUGUUUCAUCCACCAGCCAAAUGUCCAGUUCUUUACCACAAACAAAGUCUCUGUUGAGCACUGUCUACAACAGUGGUCCAAGAGGCUCGACUUGAAUUCGACCGUGGGCAUAGCCAAAAGGCCGUAGAGCUAGUCGAAAGUAUCACGCAUCUAACUGUUGAAGAAGUCGCUCGGGCGUAUCAUUUACAUAUGCUCUCAAAGAUGCAACAGUACUGGAGUCAAGUUUUACCGCAGAAAAACCCAACGCACUUCCUUGCAUUCGUCGUUUAAGGCAGAGUCAAGAGGAAUCAGUCGCCCAGGUUGGCCACAUCGUAACUGCUCAGACUAUAUGGGAAAUCUAUGGCGAAGUUUAGGGUAUACAUAACGAUAUUCUUCUAGGUUCGCCAUCCGAACAGACACCGGAAGAAAUACCUUGUUAGAAGGCAGCACGUAAGCUUCUGCCGCCCGAGGACGCUUGGUCCGAGUUCGUAUUUCAGCGCCUUUUUAGCCGCCCAGAUCGACCAACCUAGAAUGGACUCGGCUUUUUGAAGCUAUACCGAAGAUUCGUGGAGAUUUAGGAAGUAAUUCGGGAACUAUACGGGACCUUUUGAUGUCCGAUUCGGUCGCAUGAUUGGGAAUUCCAUUCUGGUUACCUUUAACAGCGAUCGAACUAAGGAGAUUGGGACGAAUUCCAGUUCGGGAACCUGGUACACGGAUCAGCCAUCGUUUUUCUGAAUACAGUUCUGGGCUCCGUAUUUUUCGCCACCAAAGAGUAAUAUGGGAUGCUCCUGGGCCUCGAUAGAUGACUAUCAAUGCCGCAAUCCCCUCAUAUCGCCAGUUACCGUCUCUCUGAUCUUGAGCGAUGAGCAGUUUCAGAGCCGUGCCGAUCAUUUUCAGCAGUUAUGGUCACGAUUUGUCCUUAAUAAAGAGGACCCGCAUCAGAUGCGACCCAAAUCAAGAAACCGCAGAUGCCAAGAAGCGUUGCAGUGCCUCGUAGAUCUCACAGGCCCCCGAUGGGCACAGGGUGGCGAUGAUUUGGCAUAUGCCUUACACUGGAGAUUCUAUCCUCCGAGGCUGGGAGACGAGUACGAAGACCCAUUCCGCAUCCCUAUCUCAUCAACGUCCGUCCGUUUCGCGUACAAACCGUGCAGACCCACAAUCGUGCUUCCAUCACGCCACAACGCCGUUAUGCUCAUGGAUGCCAUCCAAUCUCUUCCUCAAUUGAGCCGGAGAACUAUUCAGCGACUUCGGCGGAGCCCAGCGCUUUUGAUCACCGGGAGUGACCAAUAUGAUAUACGAAGUCAUUUUAAAGCCAAAGAAAGAGCCAUCAUGAAGGUCACAAGACUCGAUCCAUUGCUAAAACAGUUCCUUGCACAGACUGAGCCUCCUCAAAGAGAACUU
Molecule: messenger RNA, 1595 nt
Organism: Fusarium redolens
Lineage: Eukaryota; Fungi; Ascomycota; Sordariomycetes; Hypocreales; Nectriaceae
Exons: 1
Source: RefSeq, a predicted model, not a curated record